Ordospora colligata OC4 is the source of this 474-nucleotide messenger RNA. RefSeq lists its product as uncharacterized. Lineage: Eukaryota; Fungi; Microsporidia; Ordosporidae. The record is from RefSeq and is a predicted model, not a curated record. The transcript has a single exon. Bases 1 to 474 code for a protein of 157 amino acids.
AUGAAUACGGAGACGAGUAGCAAACACUCAGCAGAUAUUUCUAAGGGAGUUGAAGGAGAGAUAAGUAAAAAUGAAGUAGAUAAAGCCGAAGUGAACAAGAGUGAAAUAAUAGAAGGAACAAACAUGCACACUCAAGAGUUGAGCGCAGCGAAACCUGAAUUGAAAGCAGAGAACAGUGUUAAUGCAAAAUCUAAGAAUGUGAGCGAGGAAGAUAAAUGCAUUACAAAAACACCAGAAGGUGUAGUGAUAGUUUCGAUGGAUGAGCUUAUGAAGUAUAGUGACGAGAAGUAUAGCGACAAAGAAGGAAAGAAGAUGAUAUUUGGGAUGUGGCUGAAUGCGGAGUUUAAGAAUGAGCUACAGAGAAGCAAGAACAAUGUGAAGAUAUUUAAGAUUCUAUCUAUUGUGUCUGCAGCAGUGAUUAUUGGAAUAGUAGUGUAUGUGAUUAUUAAGGUUGUAAGCAGCUUUCUAUCAUGA